This is a messenger RNA of Sesamum indicum (sesame), 2686 nucleotides long. The record is from RefSeq and is a predicted model, not a curated record. Lineage: Eukaryota; Viridiplantae; Streptophyta; Magnoliopsida; Lamiales; Pedaliaceae.
CUCCUCACAUUCAAACCCGAAUUGUUGUUCAAUUUUGUUUUCAAGAUUGUACAGCAAUUCUGUUCUUGCUUGCCAUACGUUGAACAUUCAUAUAUUUAGGGUUAAAAUUAGCCUUAGAUGAGUAGAAAUGCUAGGUUAGUCGCGAUCCGUUGCUUUUCUUUUCCUGCCGCUUUUAGGGAAUGAGCUUUGGUUGUAGCUGAAAUCGUUAUUGAAGUGUUUGUUUGAAGGAGUAAGUGCAUAGAGUGACUGAGUUGAGAUGGCAGGAAGAAACCGCAUUCCUCCAGAAGCCUUUGGGCAACACCGUGGUUAUCUCCCCGAAGGGCCUAUUCCUCGAGGUCCUUUUAUCCGGCCUGUACCUCCUAACCCUGCUGUAUUAGAGGAAGAACUUGAAAUUCAACAUGUUGAGCUUCGCAGACUUCUGGGUGACAAUCGGAGACUGGUUGAGGAUCGAAUUGCUUUGGAGCGAGAGCUAACUGCUGCCAAGGAAGAGUUACGUCAUAUGAAUCUUGCCAUUGCUGAUAUUCGUGCUGAACAAGAGCUUCAAACUCGGGAGCUUAUUGAAAGGGGUUUGAAGCUGGAGUCUGACCUUCAUGCGGCAGAGCCUCUAAAAGCUGAAGCUGCAUAUCUUCAAGGUGAAAUUCAGAGGCUGAGCGCCAUCAGGCAGGAUCUAUCCAGACAGGUUCAGACCCUAAAUCAAGACCUUGCAAAGCUGCAGGAUGAUAACCGGCAAAUUCCUGUUUUAAGGGCUGAAAUCGAUGGACUCCAUCAGGAGCUGUUGCGAGCUAGACCUGCCAUUGAUUAUGAAAAGAAUGCGCAUAUUGAGCUGACAGAACAAAGACAGGCAAUGGAGAAGCACUUGGUGACAAUGGCGCGAGAAAUUGAAAAGCUUCACUCUGAGCUUGCAAGCUCUAGAGCAUGGAGUGCAGGUGGACCUUAUGGGAUGAGGUUCAGUAAUCCUGAUGCUAGUCUUCCUCCCCCUUAUGGUGAUGGCUAUGGGAUUCCUUAGGGUGCUAUAGAUAAGGGGACUCCAUAUGGUUCAAGUUCUGGUUCGUGGGGAGACUGUGAAAAACCACUAAUGAAUCGCAGAUAAGAUUUGGAUGGAUAUUCAUUAAACCUCAUGGAGCAGACCUUGCAACUCCUGUAUAUUUGCUACUCCGUAGAGUAAAGGGCAUGAGAGUAAUUACAUGAAUUUAUGUGUAUGAUUUCCUGUAGUUAAAUGCUAACGUACUGCUUGUCACCUUAUAUACAUGUGUAAGACAUUGUGGUUAGUAUCUGUCAACUUAUGGUUCUGUUAGUCUUCUUUGAGUAUAAUCAUGACUUACUAGCAGAUUCGACGCUAACUUCACUAUGUUUUCUAUACCUUCUUGUACUGUGCUCUGUUGAUUUCAUGUUUGGUUGCUCCUUGAAAUCAUCUAUGGAGCUGGUGGUUGGGUUCUAGAUCAUAUAUUUAGGGUAGGUAUGGCUGAGGAUUUUUAUGGUGGCUUUGUUCUCCAAUUAAAGCAAUCUAUGGAUCUAAUAGGAAUUUUUUGAUGGAAUGAGUUCUCCAAGCCACUGCUUGUCACAGUGAACACUGUGCUGAUUUUUCUGAUGGUGAGGAUGUGUCAGAGAUUGUGAUGUACCAUCUUUGUCAAGGAAUUUGAUGGCACCAUCAAAAUCUGAAUGGAGGUGGUUGUUUUGAAGUUGCUGAAGACUUUGUUUCUUGAUGUUUGGUUUACUGCGAUUUGUAUGAGGGCUGAUGGUCAUGAGUUAUUUCAUUUUAUAUGAUUUCAAUCAGACUUUGUGGGAUCUCAGUCCAUAUUGAUGGGUAAAAGUGAUGAUUCUUAAGAGUGAUUUGAACUUGGAUAUUACCUCCAUGCAAGGACAAAAUUGUGACUUGUAUUCUGUGCUUCUAAAUGAUGUGAUGAAGAUCAAAUUAAUGAAGAUCUUUAAUAGAUCUAUGGAGUUGGUUGGAUUUGAAUGUCUCCUUAAUGCAAGGACAAUGCUUCCUGGAAUGCUGUGCUUCGAGAUGAUCUGAUGAAGAUCAAACUAAUGGAGAUGAAAUUUCUAUUGAUGUUUCCAGGAGCAGCCAUCCGCUUUUGUGCAUUUUUCCUCGUGCUGCUUGGAUUUGAUCUGCUUUAGAACGAAAGAAUUGUCGUUAGCAUUUGUUGACAUCCCUUUACCAAAAUAGAUACUUCCUGUUGCUUGAUCGGAAUCAUUUUUUUUAAACAUUCUUUAAGCCAUGGAUUAAAGAGUUGACAUUUACCGGAAGAUUUCGUGUCUUUUCUCUUGUUCUUUGUGAUUAUGGUUGAGUUCUAAUGCAUUCUGUACUAUUUCGUCCCUGAGCUUGUUAUUGGUUGGUGAUGAGAUAUGCUUCAGAGGAGGAUUUGUUAUAUGAUAUAGUUUCAAAAGUUGCUACUUAGAAAUAAUGAUCUGUGGUUGUGAUAAUCUGUUUCAAGAAGUGAUGACUCUGAAAGGUCUAGUUUGGGCAGGUGAAAUAUCUUGUGCAAUAAGCCAUCUUUAUGAGUUGCAUAACUAGCAUACUAUGACAGUGCAAGUAGAUAGGCUUGUCUACUGACAUUUGAGAAGCUGAGAAAUAGGAUAGUCUUCUCUCGGCCAUUCCACAUGCUGGUGUCGGUGUGUAGUGGAAGCUCAUUUAGUAGACUGCCAGGUAGCAAUAAUUGUCCAUUUACUGUGUAUAUGCUGAUAU